This is a messenger RNA of Phasianus colchicus (ring-necked pheasant), 3002 nucleotides long. RefSeq names its product interferon regulatory factor 8 (gene IRF8). Gene Ontology annotation, cellular component: nucleus. The record is from RefSeq and is a predicted model, not a curated record. Lineage: Eukaryota; Metazoa; Chordata; Aves; Galliformes; Phasianidae. Gene Ontology annotation, biological process: immune system process; regulation of transcription by RNA polymerase II. Gene Ontology annotation, molecular function: protein binding; RNA polymerase II cis-regulatory region sequence-specific DNA binding; DNA-binding transcription factor activity, RNA polymerase II-specific.
GGGUGAGGUUUGUGGUAAGGUGUUUGGCUGGAGGGUUUUAGGGGUCGGAGUGGUUUUCGGGUCGUUGGAUGCUGGAAUGGGGCAUGUAGAGCGCUGGUGGUGCAGGGGUGAGGCUUUAAGGUGCUCGUCUGUAGGGUUAUGGGGUGCUGGGACUGAGCAGGGUGUGGACACGGGGUGGUUGGGGGUUUUAGGGUUGUGGGGGUGUGGGAGGUGGGGUUGGGGGUGUUGGAAUGGAGGCUUCAGAGUGCUGGGGGAUAGGACUUCAAAAUGCUGAGGUUGUAGGGUGCUGGACAGGCAGGGUCGUGGGGGUGGAUGGAGAUGAGCUGUGGGCUCUGGGGUUGAAGUUUUAGGGUGCUGUGUGUGCACAAUAGGGCAGGUAGGGUACUGGGUUGUAAGAGAUAAGGGUUUUAGGGUGGCUGGGAAGGGUGCUUUUAGGGAGCUGGGUGUGCAUGAAAUAGGGCUGCACGGUGCUGGGAGUGCAUUGGGAAGGAUCUUUGGGUGCUGGGAUGUGAAGUUUUAAGGUAAUGCGAACAAGCUUACGAGAAGAUGGGCUGAGUUUGCUUUCUCAUGGCUGCUCCACUAAGCUGUUUUGCUAGAAACGAGCUGAGACCAGAAAUGAGGUGACCUCACCCCCCAUCAGCAGGGCCCUGGUCCUGUCCUGGAGAGGAUGUGGUUGCGUGGCCCCGCUCCCUGCGGUGACCCUGCUGCUACCUGCACUGCUCCUUGCUGCGAGAGGCUUCACCCUUUUUUAUUUUUUUCCCCCUAUUGCUAUAGUACUGGGAGCUGUUUGCCUCUACAGCGUCACUUCUUUAGGUGACAGCAUAGCUCCUACGGGGCUGAUCCCAAAAAGAGGAGUUUGCAAGUCAGCCUGUUGCUGCGACAGAGCUUUCCUCAGCAGCAGGAGGAUAAAGGUGCCUUCCAGCAGGGCUCCAUGCAGGCUGCAGAUAGGCUAGAUGUGUGACCGCAACGGUGGGAGGCGGCUGCGGCAGUGGCUGAUUGAGCAGAUUGACAGUGAGCAGUACCCAGGGCUCAUCUGGGAGAAUGAGGAGAAAAGCAUGUUCCGCAUCCCAUGGAAGCAUGCAGGGAAGCAGGAUUACAACCAGGAGGUGGACGCUUCGAUUUUCAAGGCUUGGGCUGUUUUCAAAGGCAAAUUCAAAGAAGGUGACAAAGCAGAGCCAGCCACCUGGAAGACACGGCUGCGCUGUGCCUUGAACAAGAGCCCCGACUUUGAGGAGGUGACAGACAGAUCCCAGCUGGACAUCUCUGAGCCCUACAAGGUGUACAGGAUCGUGCCAGAGGAAGAGCAGAAAUGCAAAAUCGGCGUUGGGAACGGGAGCAGCCUGGCUGAAGUUGGAGACAUGGACUGCAGCCCCUCUGCCAUCGAUGACCUGAUGAAAGAGCCUUCUUGUGUGGAUGAAUACCUGGGGAUCAUUAAGAGAAGCCCUUCACCCCCACAGGAGACCUGCAGAAACCCCCCAAUACCAGACUGGUGGAUGCAGCAGCCCAGCCCCUCUUUGCCCCUGGUGAAUGGGUACACUGGCUACGAGCAGCAUCAUUCGGGGUACUCCCAGAUGGUGAUCACCUUCUUCUACAGUGGCAGGCUGGUGGGGCACAUCACCACCUCAUAUCCUGAGGGCUGCAGGCUGUCGCUCAGCCAACCCUCUAACCACGGUGAGAAGCUCUACGCCCCUGAUAGCCUGGAGCACGUGAGGUUCCCCUCAGCUGAAGCCAUCCAGAAUGACCGCCAGAAGCAGAUCACCAAGAAGCUCUUUGGGCACCUGGAGAGGGGUGUCCUGCUGCACAGCAACAAGCAGGGCAUCUUCAUCAAGAGGCUGUGCCAGGGAAGGGUCUUCUGGAGUGGGAACACAGUGGUGUACAAGGACAGGCCAAGCAAACUGGACCGUGAUGAAGUGGUGAAGAUAUUUGACACCAACUUAUUCUUUAGAGAGCUGCAGCAGUACUACAACAACCAGGGUCGCUUCCCAGACAGCAGGGUCAUGUUGUGCUUUGGAGAGGAGUUCCCAGACACGGUGCCGCUGCGGUGUAAGCUCAUCCUCGUCCAGGUGGAGCAGCUGUGUGUCAGGCAGGUGAUGGAGGAGGCUGGCAAGACCUGCAGCAGCCCCAUGCUGCCUGAUGAGGUGCAGCAGGAGCAGGUUUACAGGAUCUUCCAGGACAUCUGUGGGCCACACCAACGGCCGCUGUUCAGAGAGAAUCAACAGAUUGCUGUGUGAGCCUCCAUGGGCACGACGUGGGGUCUGGGUGACUCCAGACCAGUUGGGAUUCAUUAGUGCCUAAAAAUGUCCCUUUGUUUGGCAAGUUGGUUCUUGAUCUUUGCUGUUUUCAGUCCAAAAAUCUGUGUAAACACAGCGGGCCAAAGUAACAGCCCCACUUGGUUUGAGAACCACCACUGGAAGGAGGUGGUGACUCCUGGAAAGGCCUUACAGUGCUCAAGUAAAUCCUUAACAGAAGUAAUUUUUUUUCCCCCAAAGAAUUUGCAGACCUGCUGAAGUCUGUGGUAUGCUUUCCAUGGAAAAACCUCCUCAAAUCCCUCUUUAUUUUAGCAAUGAAGUUUAUAUUUUUGUCUGUCAUAUUGGGAGUAUUUUGAAAUUCGGAGAGCGAUGCAGAAAUUAUAUAUGUAAAUGUUGGCUACGAGAACAUAGGAAUCUUAAUUUUUCUGACCCCAAACCAGAGUUAAUACAAACAGAUACCUUCUAUUUUAAAGAUAGCAGUGUAGUGUUAAUAGGUUGGCUUCACUGUCCCAAAAUGCAUGUGUUGGUCUCUCCCAAGCGUGAGCAGGCAGCAGCUUCCAUGUGUCAAUCCUCAUUCUGUUUGCCCAGUGCUGGGGAGUUCCUUGGGCAUGGCCUCGUGCCUUGCAGCAGCCACAAAGCACCGUGGACCAAAGGACUUUGCAGAUGUGUAUGCAGUGAGGCUGCCUAUUUAUUUUAUGCCUAAGUUUUUUUUUGUUAAAUGGUUUUGUAAUUUCUUUUUUUUUUUUUUUUUUU